UGCUUCGUCGGUGAGGUGUGCGACGACUACGACAACGCGGGGCCGCACAAUCUCUUGUAGAGAGAAAAAAACCAAACGCGCCUCGCUGUGCGCCGCGCUCCACGCAAGUUUCGCAGUCGGUGCUCGGAAUUCUCUCAGGCGCGUGUAUCGAAAAUGUGGCGAUGAAUACGUUGAGUGCAUUUGUGUGUGUGUACUCAGUUCACGUAGCGAAGAUCGCCCCGCGUGUGCGCUACCGACAUCAUUUCGCACAAGAAUAAUCGUACGAAUUAACAUUGUUCAAACAUAUGCGCGUGUGCAAAAGUAAAGUGGAACUUUUACGCGAUUUGCGCUACUAGUCUUCAGAGUAAAAUGCUGAACGUGCGGCAUAUGCAACCGAAAACAUAAAUUGCUUAAUAUUCAUGCAACGAAAAUAAAUAAAAUGCACACAAAUAAAAGUCGUGAGAAACGUGAGAAUAAUCAAUCAGCUGAUAUGAAACGUCCGGGUCGAAGUUGCGCGGUCGUCGCGUUGUGUUGUGUCAUUGUGCUGCUUGUUACCGAUGCGGUUGCCGCAGAAAAUGUACUGGGACACUCCGAAAAGCAGAGAUAUGAUGGAUGGUUUAAUAAUUUGGCACAUCCGCACUGGGGUGCUACAAAUAGUCACCUGAUAAGGAAAGCGCCGCCGGCGUAUUCGGAUGGCGUAUACAUGAUGGCCGGUCAGAAUCGGCCGAGCCCUAGGAAAUUAAGUCGUUUAUUUAUGAAAGGCAUCGACGGAUUAAGUUCGAUGCAGAAUCGCACAGCGCUGCUGGCAUUCUUCGGACAAUUAGUUACGUCGGAAAUUGUGAUGGCUAGUGAGAGUGGCUGUCCUAUUGAGAUGCAUCACAUCGAGAUUGAAAAAUGUGAUGAGAUUUAUGAUAAAGACUGUCGGGGUGAUAGAUAUAUUCCAUUUCAUCGAGCGAUGUACGAUAGACAUACUGGGCAAAGUCCAAAUGCGCCAAGGGAACAGAUGAACCAAGUAACAAGUUGGAUGGACGGUAGUUUCAUCUACAGUACAAGCGAGCCGUGGAUAAACACAAUGCGCUCAUUCCAAAAUGGCACGUUGUUAACAGACGCAUCCGGGAAAAUGCCGAUAAGAAACUCGAUGCGGGUACCACUGUUCAACAAUCCGGUGCCGCAGGUGAUGCGGAUGCUCAGCUCGGAGCGGCUUUUUCUCUUGGGAGAUCCGAGAACAAAUCAAAAUCCAGCUAUUUUAACUCUGAGUAUAUUAUUCUUCCGAUGGCAUAAUGUGGUGGCGGCCAGAGUGCAACACCAACAUCCGGAUUGGACCGACGAGGACGUGUUCCAAAGGUCGCGAAGAAUCGUCAUCGGGACUAUUCAGAAUAUCAUAAUGUACGAGUAUUUGCCGGCGUUUUUGGGUAGAAAGUUGCCGGAGUACACCGGCUACCGGCAAGAAGUGCAUCCUGGCGUGACGCACGUUUUCCAAGCGGCGGCGUUUCGUUUCGGCCACUCGCUGAUACCGCCUGGUUUGUACCGUCGUGACGGCAAGUGCAAUUUUAAGAAGACGGCAAUGGGACAUCUUGCUAUACGUCUCUGCAGCACAUGGUGGGAUUCGAAUGAUGUGUUGAGCAACAACUCGGUGGAGGAGCUCCUGAUGGGCAUGACCUCGCAGCUGGCGGAACGCGAAGAUGCCGUUCUCUGCUCUGACGUCAGAGAUAAGUUAUUUGGCCCGAUGGAGUUUUCCCGGAGGGAUCUAGGUGCGCUUAAUAUAAUGCGCGGUAGGGACAAUGGCCUUCCAGAUUACAACACCGUCCGUGCGCAAUAUAAAUUGCCCAAGUAUAAGGAGUGGAAUGAUAUAAAUCCGAAACUUUUCGAAAAGAAUCCGGAAAUUCUGCGCGUGUUAGUUUCUGCCUAUAAUAAUGAUAUUAACAACGUCGAUGUGUACAUUGGAGGUAUGCUGGAGAGUUAUGGUAAACCUGGUGAUUUAUUUGCGGAGGUCAUAAUCGAGCAGUUUACGCGAAUUCGUGACUCGGAUCGUUUUUGGUUCGAAAACACAAACAACGAAAUUUUUACUCUUGAAGAAAUUGAAGAGUUAAGAAAAAUUAAAUUGUGGGAUGUUAUUGUCAACAGCACAGACAUCAAACCAGAGGAGAUACAACGUAAUGUCUUCUUUUGGAAUGUUGGUGAUCCAUGUCAACAACCAAUGCAACUCAAUGCAUCUCAGUUAGAACCUUGUAAAGUACUUGGAGGGUACGAUUAUUUUGAAAACAACGAGUUAGUAUAUAUUUAUGCUUGCGUUUUCCUCGGGUUUGUUCCGAUACUGUGCGCUGGUGCCGGUUAUGGCGUUGUCAAACUGCAAAAUCGACGCAGGCGGAGACUCAAAAUACAACAAGAAGAGUUACGUAAUUCAGUAGAUGGUAAACUUCCAGUUGACACUAUGAUUGUGCAGGAAUGGCUGCAUGCUAAUCACAAACGACUGGUCAAAGUAAAUAUCGGUCCUGAAUUAGCUCUACAUAUUGUGGGGCGAAAAGGUGAAAAACUACGCACGCUUAAUUUUAAAAAUGUCGAAACUGUUACAUUAGAAGAAUCACUUGAUGUACACGGUAAAAAGAAACCCCUAGUUUUAAUUCGCCUUCCACGCGAACACGACUUGGUCCUCGAAUUGGAUACGAUAGGGAUGAGGAAGAAAUUUAUUAGCAAACUGGAAUUAUUCCUGAAUUCCCACAAGCGCAACCUUAUUUGUAUACAAGUAGUCCGUGAAAUAAUGCUCGCCAAGGCGGAAACACGAGAGCGAAGACAACGUAAGCUCGAGCACUUUUUCAGAGAGGCUUACGCGCUAACAUUUGGGUUGCGACCUGGAGAGCGGCGUAGGCGAUCCGAUGCCAGCACGGAUGGUGAGGUUGUAACGGUAAUGAGAACUUCGCUCUCAACCAGUGAGUUUGCGAAUGCAUUAGGCAUGAAACACGAUGCCGUAUUUGUUAAGAAAAUGUUUAAUAUUGUUGAUAAAGACAGUGAUGGCAGAAUUUCAUUCCAAGAGUUUUUGGAUACUGUAGUAUUGUUUUCACGAGGUAAAACAGAAGACAAAUUGAGAAUUAUCUUCGACAUGUGUGAUAAUGAUAGAAACGGAGUUAUCGAUAAAAUCGAACUUUCCGAGAUGAUGAGGUCAUUAGUAGAAAUAGCGCGAACAACCAGUUUGUCUGAUGCUCAUGUUACCGAACUCAUCGACGGAAUGUUCCAGGAUGCCGGUUUAGAACAUAAAGAAUUCCUCACCUAUAGCGAUUUCAAGGAGAUGAUGAAGGAGUAUAAGGGUGAUUUCGUCGCCAUUGGAUUGGAUUGUAAAGGAGCGAAGCAAAACUUCCUCGAUACAUCAACCAACGUCGCGAGAAUGACAAGUUUCCACAUUGAGCAACCCGCAGACGCCGAAGAGGGUUAUCUGAAAUUGAAGUGGAAUUCAGUAACUACAUUCCUAGAAGAAAACAGACAAAAUAUUUUUUACCUUUUUGUGUUCUACGUUAUUACGAUCGCGCUUUUCGUUGAGAGAUUUAUACAUUAUUCAUUUAUGGCUGAACACACGGAUCUGCGUCACAUCAUGGGCGUCGGCAUUGCUAUAACUCGAGGAUCUGCCGCAUCGUUGUCCUUCUGCUAUAGCAUGCUCCUCUUGACAAUGUCCCGCAAUUUACUAACAAAACUCAAAGAAUUCUCCAUCCAGCAAUACAUUCCUUUAGAUGCUCAUAUUCAAUUCCAUAAAAUAGCCGCGUGCACAGCACUCUUCUUCUCAAUAUUACACACAGUGGGACACAUUGUGAACUUUUACCACGUCUCCACACAACCUGUUGAGAAUUUGAAAUGUCUCACCAGUGAAGUCCGUUUCCCAUCCGAUUACAAGCCGGGUAUUACAUUCUGGUUAUUCCAAACCAUAACGGGCGCCACGGGAGUGAUGCUCUUUAUAACGAUGUGCAUAAUUUUCGUCUUCGCGCAUCCUUUGAUCCGCAAAAAAGCGUACAACUUUUUCUGGAUGACUCACAGUCUCUAUAUUGUUUUGUAUGCGCUGUGUUUAAUUCACGGCUUGGCAAGACUCACAGGCGCCCCGCGUUUCUGGCUGUUCUUUAUCGGGCCGGGAAUUAUCUUCACACUGGAUAAAGUAGUCAGUCUGCGAACGAAGUAUAUUCCGUUGGAUGUCAUCGAGACAGAACUACUGCCGUCGGACGUGAUCAAGAUCAAGUUUUAUCGUCCGCCCAAUUUGAAGUAUCUCUCCGGGCAGUGGGUGCGUUUAGCAUGCACGGCGUUCAAGACAUCCGAGUCGCAUUCCUUCACGCUCACCUCUGCGCCGCAUGAGAACUUCUUGUCGUGCCACAUUAAAGCGCAAGGGCCGUGGACAUGGAAGCUGAGGAAUUAUUUUGAUCCAUGUAAUUACAAUCCAGAGGAUCAGCCCAAGAUAUUAUUGGAGGGACCUUUCGGUGGGGGAAAUCAAGAUUGGUACAAGUUUGAGGUCGCUGUUAUGGUCGGAGGUGGUAUUGGUGUCACUCCUUAUGCUUCAAUUCUCAACGAUUUGGUGUUUGGUACGUCAACAAAUCGAUAUUCGGGUGUUUCAUGUAAAAAGGUAUAUUUCUUGUGGAUUUGCCCGUCGCACAAACAUUUCGAGUGGUUUAUUGAUGUCCUUCGAGAUGUGGAGAAAAAAGAUGUGACAAACGUCUUAGAAAUCCACAUUUUUAUCACACAGUUUUUCCACAAAUUUGAUUUGAGGACAACCAUGUUGUACAUUUGUGAAAAUCAUUUCCAACGUUUGUCGAAAACGUCAAUGUUUACCGGUUUGAAAGCAGUCAAUCAUUUUGGCCGGCCUGACAUGACGUCGUUCCUGAAGUUUGUUCAGAAAAAGCACAGCUAUGUGAGCAAAAUCGGCGUCUUCAGUUGUGGCCCGAGACCGUUAACCAAGAGCGUGAUGUCCGCAUGUGACGAUGUUAAUAAAGCACGCAAACUGCCGUACUUCAUCCAUCACUUCGAAAAUUUCGGCUGAGAAAGCCAAUUAGUAAAUUUUACAUUAAAUUAUUUAAUUUUAAACGCAUAUCGAAGUCAUCCGAAGAGUAAUACAAAUAAAAUUCUGUGUAAACGUUCAGUUUUAAAUCAAUGUUUAUAUUUAAUAAAAAUAUAUGUUAUA
Dalotia coriaria is the source of this 5128-nucleotide messenger RNA. It is a transcript of the gene Duox, whose product is annotated as dual oxidase. NCBI's taxonomy places the organism in Eukaryota, Metazoa, Arthropoda, Insecta, Coleoptera, Staphylinidae. Gene Ontology annotation, biological process: response to oxidative stress. Gene Ontology annotation, molecular function: peroxidase activity; calcium ion binding; heme binding. Bases 419 to 4987 code for a protein of 1522 amino acids. The transcript has 12 exons. The record is from RefSeq and is a predicted model, not a curated record.